GUCUUCCGGAACGAGGCUGAAGAGCCUUCGUCUAGAACGCUCCAGAGAGGCAGCGACUUCCCGACCGAGGGCUCUCGCUAUGCAAUGGCAGACGAGCGGAGUUUGGGCCACGUGCGCAUGCGCGAGCUAUCAUAGGAUGAGAGGGGUUUCCAGCCGACCGAGUGCGCCUCCUCUCGGCUCGCGUUGCAAAGGCGGCCCAGAGACCACGUGAGCCCCGGUCGAGCCGUUGGAAUCCCUCUGAAAUCCGGGACCCCAGCAUCAGUCGAUGGUGUGCGGUCUACGGCGAGGAGGGGCCUCCCAGGUUCCGAGAGAGCAGCCUCAUUUUGCAGGUGCAAGCAAAGGAGAAUGCCGACCAUCGGCGCGGACCGCGCCUUCAUGGCGACCACCCCUGGACUGUUGAGGAUCGGCGAAAUUAUUCUGGGACUUUGUGGCCUGGUGUCGGUGGAGUCCAUGGGUGGCGACUGCUACCUGGCCUACAUCCACCGCUACGAGCUCAGCCUGUUCGUGGUCAUCACCUCUUUCAUCUUCGCGUUUUUCGUCGUCAUGGUCUUCGUGCUUCGAGCGCAGGAGGCACUCGCUCGCUGCUUCAACCUCUCGCUCUCUCUUCUAGUGAGCGACAGUUUCAUCGCACUGUUCUACCUGAUCGUCUGCCUGCUGGAGUUUACCGCCUACUGCCCGGACCCGGACGACAAUGCGAGCACAAAGGUGGCCGGCGUGUUCGGCAUGUUCUCUAUGAUGUGCUUCGUGGUGUCGUCCUACUUCUCGUACAAGAUGUUCCAAGAGGAGCGGUUACCGACGGCGCCCCCGCCUGGUCUGCGCUCCGUCGUCCCGGUGUCCAAGUGAACUUCACCGGACUGACGUUCCAGUGGGCAGCGUAUAACAUCGCAGGGGGACGCGAACCUACAUGGGUCCGACUAGGGUCUACUCUUACGAACAUUGAAACGCCAAGUUUCGAGAAAAGUUCAAGAAAGGUUCGACGAUUAUGCGCAUCCGCUGAAAUUGAAAACGACCCGACGCCACCUAGCUUGUGGACAGUACAAUGUGUAUCGGGCAGUUUGUUAACCAUUAAGAAACCAAUGCAAUCGUUAAAAUAUUACACGUUUGCUUUUAUAUUGUAUAAGCAAUAGUAUUUACUAGGGGUGCGCGAAAAGUUGUUCAAAUCGAAAGCGCAGCGUCAUUCGUCAUUCAUAGCAUUCACUGUGUUAGGGAAAGCCAGGAAAACAGAUUAUUUUCACAGCGUCGAAGAUGAGUGAACCACUGAAUUUAUUGAAUCAGGAUGGCUCUCUGGCUAAUUGGUGUGCGGGUGGCCGUUUUCUAUCGUCAGGUUUUGCUGACGAGUUGGGCCUCCUUGGCAAAGGCCCGCAACGCGAGCAUUUUGUUUUUAGUAUUGUUCGCGGGGUACAGCAAGGUUUGAAGAUUUUUGACUCUCGGUGGUUUAUGGUUGUUGCAAAUGGCUCCCUAGAGCCGGACAGGACCAAAGUAGAUGGGUUAUCAUUGGGGGUCCUUGCCGACACUGCUUGCAAAUGAGUUGGUCGGAAGCGAUAUGUGUGUUUUUACGCUUCUUGUGAUGUUCCCAACUUCCAAUGACGUACUCAGUUCGGUCAUACCCUGAGCGUUCUUUGGUAUGGAGGACUUACGCUCCACUUGGAAUGGGUAUGGGGUGUUGCAGCCUAGAUAUGGUGUGUCGAAGCUUCUGUUUAUUAGAUAUAGAUGGCACUGCGCUAUUAAAUUCCAACCACUAUUCGCACACUCCUAAAAAUAAUUUACUAAAACUGAAAACCAAAUUCUGCAUGCAUUUUUUUACAACUAUUUGAAAUUUGUGUCUAAAUGUUGGAACACUGUCUAAGGAGUUGAUCAUUGUCAAAUUUUGCCCAAAAGUCGAAAGUUGAGCGACCCAGUUGAACCUCAGGUUUGGCAAAAGUGUAUAACAUCCAGAGCAGUGAGUUACCCAAGCCUAGCCUUGGCUUCCAUGUUGGGAGACCCAGUACCACAUCCGGAAGCCGACAGCUCCGAUUCCCGAGCGACUACCUACGAGGCGUUAUGAACUCAACCAGAUACCACGUCCAACCAUAGGCCACAUCUUCGUAUGGACAUCACCGCGUGCACACAAAAGCGCCAUCUAGUGUACUUGUUAAUGAUCAUAUUUCCGACAUAUUGGAAGGUUUUGGUACCGAUGGUAGUGCCUAAAAUGCAUUGGCCGUGGGAAGAAAAAAAGAGGUAGUGUAAAUCUAAACUACGAUCCCCGACUACAAGUUUAGGCAAAUACGACACGCAGCGACUUCAAUAAAGAUCGUUCAUUCA
Ixodes scapularis (black-legged tick) is the source of this 2301-nucleotide messenger RNA. Its product is annotated as CKLF-like MARVEL transmembrane domain-containing protein 8. Bases 346 to 843 code for a protein of 165 amino acids. Gene Ontology annotation, cellular component: membrane. The record is from RefSeq and is a predicted model, not a curated record. The transcript is spliced from 5 exons. NCBI's taxonomy places the organism in Eukaryota, Metazoa, Arthropoda, Arachnida, Ixodida, Ixodidae.